CCCCUGCCAUUCGUAGAUCAGUUGCGGUGCCGAUCGCACGGCUCAUUUGCCGACUCGAACUUGUAACUGAAUAAAAUAAGUUAUUUUUGCUUUUUUCUUUAUUGUUGUUGUAAAUUGUGUGCAGUAUUUGAGAAGCGUUAAGGCGUGUUUAAGCUGACUGAAAAUUGCAUUGGGGCAAAUUGUUUGCGCGGUCGCACAGCGAGCCAUCGUCUCGACCGCUGAUCACAUUGCAAAGUACAACGCGCGAAAAUGGUUUCAAAUACGAAAAAUAAAACGCAGAACAUUAGCGAAAAACAUUAAGUUAAUAUAAAAGUAAACUGCACAACUUAAAGUUUUUAAUUACAAAGAAAAUAUAGCAGAAGUUGUGCGCCUUUUAUGCACCACAGAGGAGGAGGCGAGGCGGAUAUUGCUGUUGUUGGCUGCAAAACGAGUGUUAAGUGCAUUGUCGUGGCUUCUUGACGCCCAGCAAGCUGAGACGCCAUCACAACUUUCGACAGUUGCUGAAUUCACCGUAAUUUUUGCUGAAGCAACAAAAACAAAAAAAAAAACAAUUAAAAAGAAAUAAUAAAGUGAAAAUGAAAAUGAGCGAAAAGAACUUGUGCACAUUGGACUGCAAAAAGUUGACUAAGCGCCUGAAGUUCCCGCCUGAACCGCGCUCUCACAUGCCGGCCGGUCGACCGCCGCUUGUGCAUCGUGCAACUUGCACACUGAAAGCCUACAAAGGAUGACACAAAUGCAGCCACUCCGUUGGAAGACAGCUGGUGCUGGGAACCAGAAAAUGUCAAAUCUGACAAUGAUCACUCCUCGCAAUCAUCGAGUAGCGGCACUGGCAACGAAAUGGUCAACAUUACUCUGGAGGAGGUGCCACUGGGCAGCAGCGCACGCACCUCAUCCAAAAAACGCGUACCACGCGCUUCCAAUGAGCAUAACGUGGCACUCGAAAAGCGGAAUCAGCAAUUGGAGGAGGAGAAUAAGCAGUUGAAUUUGGCGCUCGAAGAGUUGGACAAUCAACAUAAUCUGGCUAUGCAAAAUGUGCUUGAACUCAAAACCGAUCUACAGCAGAAACUCACAGCUGUUACCAACACUUAUGAGGCCUUGAAGAAGGAGCACGCCGACAAAUUCAUAAACAGUGAAUUGGCAACGGCCACAAUGCAGAAGCAAUUAGAGAGUUUAGCGAAACAACAAGAAGCGUUUGAGUCAGAGAAACAGGUGCUGCAAACUCUGGUUAUUAAUUAUGAAGCUGAGAUCAAGAAGUCCACUGAGGAUAUGGCCGAUUUGCAAGCACUGCUCGAUAAAAAGACGCAAGAUAAUGUGGAACUUAUUGAAAAGGUGAAAGCUGCCGGACAUUUGACAGACAAAGCUGAGGCAGAAAUGGCUCAACUUCAACUGCGUGUGGAACAAUUAAUGAAGGAACUAGAAGAUGCAAAACAAGUGAAGGAGAAAAAGACAUCAGAGUCGUCGACCAGUUCAACUGGCAAGCAAAGCGAAGACGAGUUCAUUGUGGUGCGUGAAGGUGACGCCAAUUCUUCUGGCCCCGCCACGCCGCCGACAAAGGAAGAGCUAAAGGACAAAAUUGUGCAAUUGGAAAAUCGAGUCUCGGAAUUAACAUUGGAAAAUGGCAGCUUUGCAUUGAAAUUGCAAGAUUGUGAAAUGGAGAAGGAACUGGCGUUGACGGUGCUGCGUGAAAAUAUGCAGGAACUACAGACCCGUUGUGAGGAAACUGAUGGCGCUUUGCAAGCUGCGAAAGAACAAUUAGAAGAACAACAAGAAAAACUGGAAGCUUUGAAAGAAAAGGCGGCUGAAGCUGUCAUCGCACAGCAACAGCUAAAGGCGCUGACUGAAGAGAAAGUGAAGAUCGAGACGGAGAUUACCAACAUGAAGGAGAGUUUGCAGAAUGCUUUAGAGCUUGAGAAGCGAUUGUUGUUGUCUGAGAGUGAGAAAGAAAGUCUGCAGAUUGAGUUACAGGGUCUACGUGCCACACAAGAGCGCGUCACCGAGCUGGAGAGCAAAGUACAAAACUUGAUGGUUGAGAAUCAACAGUUGCACCUAACUGCAGAUGUUGAAGCAGAAUCUGAUAACUACAGCGCCGAGUUAGCGGACCGUCUCAAGUCGCUGAAUGACGAAAACGAAAGUCUACGUGCUGAAGUACUUUCGAUGGCGCAAGCGAAAUUCCGAGAAGCCAUUGCUGAGGAAAAGCAAGAGGUCACCGAUUUGGAUGCUGAUGAUGAUGAGCCAUUAACGGUGGACAAAAUAAGAGAGCUACUCAGCUCGCACAUAAAAUCCAAGCUGACGAACGAAAUGGAAGAGGCUUGUCGAGCAGUGCAGGAGCGCGUCACCAGAACCGUCAAUGCAAUGGAACGGAAUAUAUCACGCAUGUCUGAGGAAAUACUCGAUUUACAAGACAGUAAAAUGGUUUGGGAUCAUGAGAAAAAAACGCUUGAGGCCGACAUCUCCCAGUACAUUCUACAGUGCGACGAACUAAUGAAAAAUAACGAGAUAUUACUGAACGAGCUGGAGAACUAUAAACGCAACAAACUGGAAACGAUCCACGAACACAACGAAGAAAGCCUUAUGCAGCUAGAAGCACAGCUGGAGGAGUCUAGUAAGUUGAACCAGUCUUUGGAGCAAGAAUACGAUGAAUUAAAUAAAAGCAAAGAUGAACUCGAACGUGAGAAACAAGCGCUGACCGAAGAGUUACGCGCCAUCCAACUGCGUUUCAGUGAGCUGCAAACAGCCGAAAACGAUCUCAAGUUGCAGGUCGAGGCAUUAGAGUUAGAAAAAGGAAAUUUGCUGUUUGAGCUAAACGAACAAAAGUCCAUCAAUUGUAAGCAAACAGACGAUGAUGUAGCGCUAAAGAGCGCUGAAGAAAAGCAUCAAAACUUAGAAGGUCAAUUGGUGCGAUUGAGCAAAGAUCACGCAGAUUUGGUAGCAGCCAUGCAGACGCAAAAAUCAGCACUGCAGGAUGCCAUAAAGAAACGAGAGGAAGCAGAGAAAAAGUUAUCGGCGCAAGAGAUGCUUGUGAUGCGCAUGCGGCAAGAUGUAAAGCAGCUGGAAGAGAAACGCGAUCGGAGCGGUGACGUUCAAAAGCAACUCGAUGAACUGGCCACACUUAAUCAGCAGUUGAAUCAGGAAUUAUUGGCCAAAGGUAUAGUAGUGGAGAGCCAUAAGAAAAAAAUACUAGAAACGAGUGAUUAUUUAGCUAAAAUACUCGAGCAGUUUAAUGAGUCCGAGCAAAGAAUAGCAGAGAAGGAAAGCGCAUUGAAUGAGAUGCGUAGUUUGCUAGCAGAGAAAGAGAAAGAAAAUGAUGAGUUGCACGAAAAGUUACAACAACAAACAGUUAAUGUCGAACACUUGUCGCAGCUGAAAGAGGAGAAAGAAGCACUUAUAGCCGAAUUUGAAGAGUUAAAGCGGAAAUACGAAGCACACAGCGUCGAGCUAAAGACACUGCAAGAAUCGGCGGUAACAUCUACCAGUACCGAUGCGUCAGCAAUUACACGAAUUGCACAGCUGGAAGCAGAACUCUUGGCUACAGCUGAUUUGCAAAAAACUGUCGAAACAUUGAACUACGAGAAGAGCGAAAUGAUUAAGGCGCUGCAACAGAAACAUGCGGAAAACAUGCAAUACUACACAGAAAUUCAACGUCUGCAGCCACUUGUACAACAACUGCAACAUCAACAACAAGAAAAACCAUGCGAUAGAUGCCCAACGCUAGACAGCACGCUAAGCGAGUUACGUAAGGAGCUGGAGAAGCAGCAAGACCAAAUAAAAUUCCUCAAAGAAAAGUCCGAUAUACUCACGACAAAUUUACUGACGGAGCAGACAAACCAGCGGCUGAUACAGCAGGAGAAGGCGGAAGUGGAAGAGCAAAAUGCGGCUAUACGUAAGGAUUUAGAGCGACUGCGAGAGCAUUUGCUGGAAAUUGAAGAUAUGCAUACGCAGGAGACGGUGGAAAUGCAGCGAGAGUUGGAGGAGACCAAAGCAAAAAUGAUAGCACUGCAGGAUGAUGUGGCGAAAUCAAGCAACGCAUACACAUCGGCGAGUAUACGCGCCAAUCAACAUGCCGAGACGUUGCAGGCUCAGUAUGCGCUCGUGCUGCAGCAACGCGACGAGUUAGUUAACAAGCUGAGCUUGGCCGAGGAUCGAGAAUCGAAGAAUCAGGCGGCGUUGUGUAAUUUACAGUGUGCGCUCGAGCAGUUCCAAAAUGACAAACAAAACGACAUCAAAGCCGCCACGCAUAGCAUACGCAAGGAGCUGCAACAGGAACAGGCAAAGCAAACGCAGUUGCAAGCGGAGAUUGGCGCAUUGCAGCAGCAGCUGGCUGAGGCCAAGCAGGGUUUGUGUGCGGCAGCACGGCUCUCCGAUCAGUUGGAGGCGUGCCAACGUACGACAGCCAUGUUGCGUGAAGAAGUCGAAUCGUUGAAGCAGCAAAAUGCGCUACUCUCCGCCAAACUGAAUGCCAGCGAAUCUAGUCAGUCGGACAAAAUUGAGAAGAGCCUCAUCAAGAGUCUGUUGAUCGGCUAUGUGGUGAGCAGCAAUCCGAAUGAUAAGAGCCAGGUGCUGCGCAUGAUUUCUUCCGUGUUGGAUUUCACACAAAGCGAGUCGGACAAGGUUGGCCUCAACAAGCAACAAUCAAGUUGGCUUGGCGCCAUAUUGGGUGGCAGUCCGGCUGCGCAAGGUGUGCACUCUAAAGACAAUUUAGUGCAGGCUUUCGUGCAAUUUCUCGAACAGGAAUCACAGCCUAAUUCGGAUGCCAGCAGUAUGCCCAACUUGCUAAAUAUCACACAACAGAAUAUUCCGCCUACGGGCACACCCAACCAGCCAGCGCGUCGCAUAUCCACGUCCAGCAAUAGCAGCUCAACGGCGACGGCUGCUAAUGCCUCAGCGCCCAUACCCAUUCAGCCAAUGAUGUUGAAUGAGUUUGCACCGACGCGCAAUUCCAGCUCAAUACUGAAGGAUAUUCUAAGCGAUUCUUGAUUAUUGUAAAUUCGCUUUUUGUAUUCCACGCUGUAGUUACCUUUAUUCUACUCUACUUAUACAAUAUUUUAUGUGCAUAUUACGCUUGCACGCGGAUGAUAUUUUUGUUUUUAUAAAUAAUAAGUUUAUAUACGUCUGUACAUCUGUA
Molecule: messenger RNA, 5122 nt
Organism: Anastrepha ludens (Mexican fruit fly)
Lineage: Eukaryota; Metazoa; Arthropoda; Insecta; Diptera; Tephritidae
Product: thyroid receptor-interacting protein 11-like
Exons: 6
Coding region: 838-4974 (1378 amino acids)
Biological process (GO): Golgi organization; endoplasmic reticulum to Golgi vesicle-mediated transport
Cellular component (GO): Golgi apparatus
Molecular function (GO): small GTPase binding
Source: RefSeq, a predicted model, not a curated record